GAAGACUACCGGGAAAGGACCUGUCGGGCGGAUUAGGGAAAGGAAAGGAAGAGGAAGGGCGAAGAAUCAUGACGGCUCUGGUGGUGGUGUGCAGUGGUGUAGGGAGGAAAAGCUUGACCACGGCUGCAGUCUGCCUCGCGGAUCGCGGAGCCCACACGGUGCUGUGGAGAAGAAGUUGUGCACAGUAUAAACAGGUAGCCAGCAAUGAGGACCUGCCAAUCCCGAUGGAAAACCCCUAUAAGGAGCCCCUUAAGAGGUGUGUCUUGUGUGAGAAACGUGUGGAUUAUAAGAAUGUACAGCUUUUGUCCCAGUUUAUCUCUCCAUUUACCGGAUGCAUUUACGGACGGCACAUAACAGGUCUUUGUGGGAAGAAACAGAAAGAAAUAACGAAAGCCAUUAAGAGAGCUCAGAAAAUGGGGUUUAUGCCAGUUACAUACAAGGAUCCGGCAUAUCUCAAAGACCCUAAAGUGUGUAACAUCAGGUACCGGGAAUAAACUGUGUGAAGUUACUGCCAAUAAACCUGGAAGUGAACAUGUUGGCACUGACGGAGCUGCUUUGAGUAAAAGUGUCUUUCAAGGGAUUAGGAGGGAUGUACCCUUCCACACCAUGAGUGUGCUCUGGACACACUGCUUGAGAUGGUAAUGUUACUUUGUACACUUUGGUGUCGCACCCUCUUUAUAUGGUACCUUUGAUUAUGGAAGGGGCGGGCUUCUAUUAGAUUUCCACCUGGGCCCAGAUUCCGUACUUACACACGCGAUGGUUUUAGGGAUUGGUUAUAGAAAGGUAGUGUUUAUGAAUUCCACGUAACUGGCUGUGGAAUUCAACUUGCUUUGGAGCCAUUCUGUGGUUUUGUGUGCACAGGAGUGUAUGGAGGCUACAAGUUGAUAUCAGGUUUUUUUCUCAAUGUAACGCCACCUUUUUUUUUUUGCAAAACAAUUAUUCACUGAUUUGUGUGUGCCUGCCAUGAGGGCACAUGUGGAGGCCAGAGGUCAUUGUCCAGGCAUGAUUUCUGUCCUUCCAGCCAUGAGUUCUGGUGACAGAACCCAGGUCUCCGGGCUUAGCACAAGUAUUUCAACCCACCAAGCCAUUGUGCUGGCCCAUUUACCUCAUGGUCUGAGACCAGGUCUCACUGGAGUUCACUUAGACUGACCAGCUGACUCCCAAACCCCAGGGACCCUCUUCCCCCCACAGUCUCAGUGCCAGGCUUAACCAAAACUGUGCUCUUGGCUCUUCAGUCACUCAUCUCCUUUGACCACACACAUGCACAUGCCCUUUAUUUUAAUGCAGUUGUUGUGUUUCCAAACACAAGUCCUCAUGCUUAUUGGCACCUUUGCUGACCUAUCUCCUAGAGUCGUUUGCUAACUAGUCAAUGUUAAUUGCGCCUGUCAGAGUUCUCAUUGCAGAGGUGCACACAGGGAAUGAUAGUAGGCUAGUCCCUGCAAGACAAACUGUUCCUGGACCGCUGUUCUGUACACGGACGGAUGACACGUAGUCUGCUUUUGGUCGUCUGUGAUGAGAGGAGGAUCUGUUGACAACUAUGGCUCUUGUCCUGUGCUGUACAGUACAGUUUACUACAUCACCAGAAAAUCACCCCAGCAAGCUGUACAAAUCAUCCCCUGGGUAAUGGGUGGCUUCACAACAACCCCAUAGAAUUAAUGCAUAUCAACACCCAAGUCAAAGUGCUACUGCUACAUAGAAUCAUGUCUUAAGUAGUUUCUCCAGGCAGCAACAAGUAGAGAACAAGGGUAAAGUGUGUUCAGUGUUAAUGUGCACCAAGUAGAACAUAAGAUAACAUGUGUGCACUUCACCGAACAGGUGAAAAAGAUGAACACAUCUGCAAGGACAGUUUUGUUUGCCCCUUCUGAGAUGGAGGCAGAGUUACCUGUUCCUGGGCUCAAGCAGUCAUCUGGCCUGAGGUGGGAACUGCAUGAAGAUGCAGAGAUUUAUCUCGAUUUUUCUGUGUUUCUCUGUGUACCCUGGCUGUCCUGAAACUCACGCUGUAGACCAGGCUGACCUUGAACUCAAAGAGGUCAGCCCUGCCUCUGGCAGCGCUGGGAUUAAAGGCAUAUGCUGUCACCACCACCCAGCAGCACAUAUUUUAAUUUAUGUUUAUUUCUGUGUGUGUGAGAGACAGAGAACACAUUCUUGGAAGCUGGAAGGGCAUUGGAUUCCCUGGAGCUGGAGUUACAGGUGGUUGUGAACUGCCUAAUGUAGGUGCUGAGAACCAAAUUCCAGUCCUCUGAAGUGCUUCAAGCACUCUUAAUUGCUGGGCUCUCUCUUCAGUAAGAAUCUUAAUGAAGUAGAUAAAAAACAAGACUUAAAAACUUUAGAAUUUUAUUAAG
Molecule: messenger RNA, 2342 nt
Organism: Chionomys nivalis (European snow vole)
Lineage: Eukaryota; Metazoa; Chordata; Mammalia; Rodentia; Cricetidae
Gene: Mrps18c
Product: mitochondrial ribosomal protein S18C
Exons: 6
Coding region: 69-494 (141 amino acids)
Biological process (GO): mitochondrial translation
Cellular component (GO): mitochondrial small ribosomal subunit; ribosome
Molecular function (GO): structural constituent of ribosome; small ribosomal subunit rRNA binding
Source: RefSeq, a predicted model, not a curated record